Penicillium alfredii is the source of this 2058-nucleotide messenger RNA. RefSeq lists its product as uncharacterized. Gene Ontology annotation, molecular function: hydro-lyase activity. The coding region runs from base 1 to 2058 and encodes 685 amino acids. The record is from RefSeq and is a predicted model, not a curated record. Lineage: Eukaryota; Fungi; Ascomycota; Eurotiomycetes; Eurotiales; Aspergillaceae. The transcript is spliced from 7 exons.
AUGACACUCAGCGAAAAAGUUUUUGCCAUGCACGAUGUGGAUCAAAAAGGCUCUGUCGUUCCAGGCGAGUUGAUUAGGGUGCAUGUGGACUGGGUUAUUGCCUCGGAGGCAUCUUGGUCAGGCAUGGAACGAACGUACGACGAUUUAGGGAAACCGGGAAUCUUUCGCAAUGAUCGUUUCUGGCUUGCCGGUGAUCAUGUCGUUGACCCCCGGAUCAACAAGCUCCCCAAAGUCCAGGGCUUGAUCGAUGCGAGUGAGCGAGCCAAGCGCGUCUUCAAGAUGACCGACUAUCAAGGAAUGAAUUAUACAAUCCUACACACGGAGUUUUACCGUGAACGUGCACAACCAGGCAUGUUGAUUGUUGGCUCGGAUUCCCACACCUGCUCGUCUGGGGCGGUUGGGUGUUUGGCUAUUGGUCUGGGCGCAGCAGACGUGACACUGCCGCUGGUUACAGGAGAGACCUGGUUCAAGGUCCCGGAGUCGGUCAACAUCCACCUUGUUGGAAGCCCCAAACCAGGUAUCGGUGGCAAGGAUGUCAUUCUAUAUAUCCUGCAACAGCUCAAGCGGAAUACAGUAGCUUCCGACAGAAUUGUCGAGUUUACUGGUCCUGGCAUUCGGCACUUGUCCUCCGAUGCUCGGUUUGCAAUUUCCAAUAUGACAACGGAAUUUGGUGGGAUUACUGGGGUAUUCGUGCCUGAUGAAAUCACACAUUCUUUCGUUCAGAAAAGACGUCUUGCUCGCCACAAGAGUCUCACCACGUACUUCAGACCCGACGGAGAUGCUUUGUAUGCUGCAACCCACGAAAUCGAUCUUGGCAAUGUCCGUUCCUUCUUAGCUCGAUACCCCAAACCGGACGAUGUGGUUCCUGUCACUAGUCAUGAAGGCAUGCAACUGGAUGGUUGUUUCAUCGGUGCCUGUACUACGGCAGAAGAAGAUUUAAUCUUGGGUGCAUUGGUAUUGGAACAGGGUAUGAAAAAAGGAUUCAAACCUAUCACAAAAGGCAAACGAAAAGUUGUUCCUGGAUCAAUGCCUAUCCUGCGCCGGCUGCGGGAACUGGGACUGCUCAAUAUCUAUGAGAGUGCUGGAUUUGAGAUCGGGAUUCCCGGAUGCAGCUAUUGCGUUGGCAUGUCAGUCGAUCAAGCAGCUCCAGGAGAGGUGUGGCUGUCAUCCCAGAAUCGUAAUUUCGAAAAUCGCAUGGGCAAGGGGUCAAUUGGACAUCUCGGCUCGGCGGCCACGGUCGCCGCAUCGUCCUUUGGAAUGAGACUCACUGACCCCCACAAUUUAAUUGAUGGGAUUGAUCGAGAUUACUGGGACGGGUUGAGAGGAGCUCAUAGAACAACGGUUCAUAUACAUGCGGCGAAGGGUCUGGCAUAUGUCGAGCCAACCGCCUCUCUCAAUCCUAAUCCAAGCAGAAACAUAAAGGAUGAGCGAGAAGUCCAAGAAAAUGGCCUAACCAAACAGAAGGCAUCGAACAGCCCAGAUCAACUGAGCGGAAAGGUUCAGCGACUGGAGGACUUCAUUGACACAGAUGCUCUGGCCCCUGCUGCUUUCUUAGUGGGUAUGCCCAACAACCAGGCUGCUGGUGAACAUUGUCUAGAGUUCACUCAUCCGGAAUUCCGGAGUCGGGUCAGGGAUGGGUUCGAUGUCGUGGUCGCCGGCAACGGGUUCGGGUGUGGAUCAUCGCGAGAACAGGCCGUUAUGGCAUUGAUGGGAUGCGGAGUCCGAUUUGUCAUUGCAAAGUCUUUUGCCUUCAUCUUCCAACGAAACAUGCCCAAUCUCGGGCUGCUUGGGAUCACCAUGAAGGACGAAUCCUUUUUUGAGGUCGCCCAAGAUGGCGUUGCCAUCUCCAUCGAUUUCAAGUCAAAGACUCUGGACGUUGGCGGCAAACAGUUUGAAUUUCAACUCAGUCAAAUGGAGAGAGAGCUCUUUAAUCACGGAGGAAUCGCGUCGGCGUUUCGAAACUUUGGUACGAAGCUGUUUGAAGUGAUGACAGCCAACAAGGGGUUGGGAGGAAUCAACGAGGAGGUUAAAGGUCCCUACUCUGAAUUAGAGUGGUAG